UGGCCUUUUAAGUUAACAUUUACUUCACCAUCAUCAGUCGUUUCAUGUCGUGAACCAUAAACCCGGAAGUGUGACGUCACACGUCAACAACAAACCCGGAAGUGAAACCUCACACGUAAACAGCCACAACAAAGAUGGUGUACGUGUCCAACGGCCAGGUCCUGGACAGCAGGAGCAGGUCACCAUGGCGACUGUCCCUACUGGUCGACCUGUUUUGGGGAGCUGUGGAGUUUUUAGGCCUGUUUUUUAAAACAAUAAUCCACCCGGACCUGACAAGAAACGGCAAUAACGGAGCCUUGUCAGGGUUUUCUGAUGGCAGAGGCCCUCCGGGCCCCCCUGGUGGUCGAAAGCGCAUGGGCAGAAUCAACUUUGGCGGUGGACCCAGUCCUCCACCGAUGGGCGGAGGGGGAUGAGGAAGGUGA
Messenger RNA from Nerophis lumbriciformis (worm pipefish), 422 nucleotides. It is a transcript of the gene selenok, whose product is annotated as selenoprotein K. The record is from RefSeq and is a predicted model, not a curated record. Gene Ontology annotation, cellular component: Golgi apparatus; endoplasmic reticulum membrane. Gene Ontology annotation, biological process: calcium ion transport; endoplasmic reticulum calcium ion homeostasis. Lineage: Eukaryota; Metazoa; Chordata; Actinopteri; Syngnathiformes; Syngnathidae.